AUGCGCUCCGACCAAUUUGAGAACCAUCCAGGUCAGUCUAGUCUCACCCCUUACUACAGUGCCAUUGGUCUGACAGGACCAAAGAAAACGUAUCAGUCCCUGAAUGUCAGCGUAGAGCCACUACAGAUUGACAGUCAUGCUCUCAACACGAAACGAGUUCUCGAUCUCAUGGCCGUCAAGCCAGAAGAAGGAAGCGUCCCGCUCUACAUUCACACCGUCAAUCGCAUCUUGAGGGAAAUGCGCAUGUCUCAACAAGCGUCUGGCACACGAUUCGAUUAUCAGACUUUCAAAAAUGAAAUUCUGGCAGCUGAACUUUCGCCAGCUCAGCUCGCGCCUCUCAGCCAGCGCCUGGCUAUGCUUGAGAGCUUUAUGCCACAAACAAGAGACGAAAUAGAGGGAAAACACGGUAAAAGCCCCGCAGGGACAACAUGGAAGAACCAGCCUGGAUUUUUGACCAUAGUUGAUCUCUCGUGCCCAUGCGUCUCACCCGAAACAGCUUGUUCGCUGUUCAAUAUAUGCCUGAGUUUGUUUCUCGAACAAAACAUAUCUUGCGGCCGCGUCAUUGCGCUUGACGAAGCCCACAAAUACAUGACUGGCUCUCCAGAAUCCUCGGUGCUUACAAACACACUAUUAUCGACCGUGCGGCUUCAAAGACAUCUAGGAGCGCGUAUAUUCGUGUCUACCCAGGAGCCAACGAUAGCCCCAGCUUUCUUGGAUCUUUGCACCGUAACCGUGAUCCAUCGAUUCUCGUCCCCCGCGUGGCUGCAUGCACUUGGAGCUCAUAUUGCUCUCAUGCAACAACACGAUGCCAUCUCGGUCGCUCAGCGAGAUGAUUCUUACGAAAGCUCGAAUGAAACGGCAAGACGCCUCUUUGAGAAGAUUGUCCGACUCGAAACUGGAGAAGCAUUCGUGUUCGCACCUAGUGCGACAGUAGCUAUUGGCAACCCUGGCUAUUCAUCAACAAGUGGCUCGACGAGAUCUUACAUCAAGGUUAAGAUCAGGUCGAGGCUAUCAGAAGAUGGUGGGCGGAGUGUCUUUGCUGAUUAG
This is a messenger RNA of Alternaria rosae, 1047 nucleotides long. RefSeq lists its product as uncharacterized. The transcript has 3 exons. The record is from RefSeq and is a predicted model, not a curated record. NCBI's taxonomy places the organism in Eukaryota, Fungi, Ascomycota, Dothideomycetes, Pleosporales, Pleosporaceae. The coding region runs from base 1 to 1047 and encodes 348 amino acids.